AUGGGUCAAACCCAGAAUGUCGAAGAAGGUGCCCCGCCCAUCACUCCGCCCGAAGUUGAGGUAAACCGCCGGCGAAAGGACUACCUGCACAAACUCGGGAUCCAAAAAGACCAUGAGAAGUUUGCCGGCUACACGCCUCCGGUUCCGCCUAUUAUGACUGCAGAGGCACCGGACAGGCUUGAACACACGGGUGAAAAGGGCGAGGGCGAGGAUUUUGAAAUGAAUGCCAUCGAUGUAAACAGUCGAGAUGACUUCCGGGUGAACUACCUCCGCCGGCUGUCGCACCGGCAGGUUUGGGUACCGCAGGCGCAGAAGCCGAAGCAGCAUCAGACAGUAAUCAUCUUCGACUGGGAUGACACGCUCUUGUGCACAUCUUUUCUCAACCUCCGCCAGGAGCAUGGCCUCUCGCACGCAGUUGAGAGAUGCUUAAAAGAAAUCGAAGCAGCAUCAAAGAAGCUUGUGCAAUUGGCACAGCGCAUGGGCCGCACUUUCAUCAUCACAAACGCGAUGAGCGGCUGGGUUGAAUACAGCGCGGCGAAGUGGGCGCCUGGGAUGCUGGAUGCACUGCAGAAAGUUCCAGUGAUUUCCGCGCGUACUAAAUUCGAGGGCGAAUUUCCUGGAGAG
Symbiodinium pilosum is the source of this 624-nucleotide messenger RNA. The record is from the annotation of a GenBank genome assembly. NCBI's taxonomy places the organism in Eukaryota, Dinophyceae, Suessiales, Symbiodiniaceae.